GUCUGCCCAGCGAGGAGCUGGGGUCUCCCGGAAGUCCUCCCGCCGAAGGGGUCCUGCCUGAGACGUUUUCCUACCCGGGAAAAAGAAAUGGAGACCUUAACUGAUGCUCCUUUCCUUGCAACUAAAGUGAAAAACACAUUGUGCCAGUACCACAGUAUUAAAGAUGAUAAAUGGAGAAUUGCUAAGAAAACGAAAGAUGUAACAGUUUGGCGGAAGCCAUCAGAGGAAUUCAGUGGAUAUCUCUACAAGGCUCAAGGUGUUAUGGAGGAUUCUACCAAUAACAUUAUAGAUUAUAUACGUCCAGGGCCUUGUCGCCUACAUUGGGACAGCUUAAUUACUUCCCUGGAUAUUAUUGAGCAGUUUGAAGAGAAUUGCUGUGUGGUGCGUUACACGACUGCUGGUCAACUGUUUAACCUCAUUGCACCAAGAGAGUUUGUGGAUUUCUCCUAUACAACACAAUAUGAAGAAGGGCUCAUGUCAUGUGGUAUAAGUGUCCACUAUGAAGAAGUGACAACACAGUUUGUCCGUGCAUAUAAUCAUCCUUGUGGUUGGUUUUGUGUCCCACUGAAAGACGGUCUUGAUCAAAGUCUUUUGACAGGCUAUAUUCAAACUGAUCUUCGAGGGAUGCUUCCUCAAUCUGCAGUAGAUACAGCCAUGGGUAGCACCUUGGUAAACUUUUUUGGUGAUCUUAGAAAAGUCUUGAAGGCCUAAUUGGAUGUGAACCAAAAUACCAUGAACUCAUCAUCAUCCAUUCCUUUUUCCUGUAUUAUGUUGUAAAAAUCUUAGGCUAGGUAAGCACUUUGUUGUUCUGGAAUAUCAUACUUUCUUUUAUUCUUAAUACCCAUAGAAGGCAUUUCAAUAUGGUUGUAGUACAUAGAAAAUUGGAUUUCAUCUUCUUAAGAGCUAAUUAGUAUAUCAUUGUGAAUAUGUAUUUGUUGGCUUCUUAGGAAUUAUCAGAAGCACAAACUUCAUGUUGUUAGGCUCUUUGUAAAAAUUUUAAAUAGUUUUUUAAAAGUAUAUACAUGUACACUCCGUGUGUACAAAAUAAUUUGUGGUAGUAUGUAUAUUCAAAAUAAUUUUCUGAUAUUAUUGUUAAAUUCAUGUUUUAAAAAUUCAUUUGCUUUGAAAUUGAUUUAGACUUAGAAGAAUUAGAUGAAACAAUAAUUUUUAAAAUUAAUUUUCAGAAGGUCUCCAUUGUUAGUUAAUGUGCCAGUUAAGUACUGAAAUAAAAAAAUAUAAAGGUUUUCCACAAACUACAGUUGAUAUAAAUAAUUUCAUUUAUUAAAUAGAAUUAAAAUAUAUUUUCAUGUAAAUAGGCAGUUUCAUCAUUUUGUAAAGUAUCUAAGAUAUAUUGACUUGAAACCUCUUUAGAAAUACUUGAAGAUGUUUGUAGAUAGAAUUGGGCUAUGACAAAAACUGUAACAAAGAAAAUUUUCAAAUGUGUGAGUAGCAGUAGAUUUUACAGUAAUAGCCCAUGCCAGUGCAGAGCGUUGGUAAUGUGUGAAAAAAUUGUUACUUGAGAAUUGCCUACAAAGAAAGAUCAAAGACAUGCACUCUUUUAUUUUUGAAGAUAAAUACAUAGCUUCUUAUGGAGCAUUCUAAUUGUGAAUAGUAACAAUGCCAAGAUAGCAUAAUUUAAGCCAUAGCUAGAACAAAUGUACAGCUAGUGAUUAUCUGCACAGCUUUGAAAAGUCAUGAUGACUUGAAUGACCCAAGUAGGGAAGUGUCCCAGUAGUACAGAUGUGUUUAAUUCAAGCUUAUUCUAAUGAUGCUAUUGUACUUAUGUCUGGGCUUAGGAAAAAAACUAUCAGAAGCUGGUUUAGAUGGGAAACAUAGAAAAUAUAGAUGAUUCCUAAGGCAACUACAUGAUGUUUGUGAAUAUGCAUAUAUGUAAUAUAACAGAUUUUAAAAUGUACCCUAUCUCCUCCUACUUAUGGUGGUGAACUGAAAGAAUAUAAAUGUUCUUGAAAAUAUUUUGGGUUAUAUGUAGCCCAAUGAUUAAAGCCAUGAAAGUAUCAAAUAAUUGACCCGGACUUCUAAUCUGCAUUUUAUUUUCCUGCUUAUCAGAAAAGAAAAAGUGAUAGCUGCUAUUUGAUUAAGAAUAUCUACAUUAUAGUUGUUGGUAAAUUGUGGUCUAAAAGCAAAGAAAAAAUUUAUAUUAGCAUUGUACAAUCAGAUUCUUCUGCUUAUUUUCCUCUUUCUUCUCUGUUCACACUUUGAUUCAAGAAUUGAUGACUUCUAGCCCUUUAAGGAUAGGAAAUUUUCAUUAAUUAAAUAUAACAUGAAAAUCAACUAUUGCCUGAAUUAGAUUGAUCUACAAAUUUCCAGAUAUACCAGUGUCUAUACUGCUUUCAUUAAUUCAUAUUUCUGAAAUCCAGAAUGAUAAGCAAUUAUUUUUCCAGAUAUCUAACUACUGCUUUAUGCUAGGUUAUAUAAAAAUCUUCAUAGAGAUUAGUAAAUCAUUGGUGGAUUUGAACUACUUAAAGGUUAAAUUUGGCUUUAGAAUUGCAUAUUAGUUCAUCUAGGCAGCCUGCUUAAAUAUAACUGUCAAGAUAAACCAAAGAUGACAUAAACACUACUAUGGACCAUAGAUUAUAAUACUGAAGAAAACAAGCUUACGUUGCUUAGAAAAAGUGAGUAUUUUACUUAAAUUUAGGAAUUUUGUGGUGAUAAUGUAUUGAAUUGUCAGACCUUGGUGACGUAGUUGCUAUUUCAAAAGUUUAUUUAAAAUAUGUAAAAUUGUGACCGAUUUAAAUAUGAUUGUUCCUAAUUUAGUAUUUAAUUGAUUGAUUAGUGAAUAUACCAAUUCUUAAUGCUAGAAAAUGAAGUAGCAAAUAUUUUGAAAUCAAUUUUUUUCUAUAGAAGUAUUCUAAUCUUAUGCUGUGCUAUUAGUUAAAUGGGACUUUGGAACUCUAGGAAGUAGGUUAUUAACUACUAUCAAUAAAAAGGGAAUUUUUAUGAGAAAUUAUCUUCCUUUGGAGAAUGAUUAGACUUUGAUACUGGUGAUUAAAUUAAAAUUCACACACAUAAAACAUCCAUUUUAAUAUAUGCAUAUAAAUACAUAUAUGCAUAUAGUAUACAAGUGUGUAUAUAUGCACACAGAUACAUUCAUACAAAUAUAUAUACACCUCUGUUGAGAUACGUAGUUUCCUGCUAUUUGUAAGCAGUUUAAUCUUAGAAACACAUCUUAAGGAAAUUAUAGAUAAUAUUUGGCACCCUGUGACUGACUUUUAAAAAAUCUUUUGUACAAGGCAUGGUUAUUUAAUAUAGAUUACAUUUUGAUAUUUUCAGUGGUUUAACCCUUGAAAAUUGAUGCAGUACUGGGGUUAAUAACAUUUUCAAUAUCAUAUCUUUUCCAAUUAUAUAAUUUUUUUUUUUUUAUCAUA
Sarcophilus harrisii (Tasmanian devil) is the source of this 3386-nucleotide messenger RNA. It is a transcript of the gene STARD4, whose product is annotated as StAR related lipid transfer domain containing 4. The record is from RefSeq and is a predicted model, not a curated record. The coding region runs from base 88 to 711 and encodes 207 amino acids. The transcript has 6 exons. Gene Ontology annotation, cellular component: endoplasmic reticulum; cytosol. NCBI's taxonomy places the organism in Eukaryota, Metazoa, Chordata, Mammalia, Dasyuromorphia, Dasyuridae. Gene Ontology annotation, biological process: intracellular cholesterol transport; cholesterol transport involved in cholesterol storage; cholesterol import. Gene Ontology annotation, molecular function: cholesterol transfer activity; cholesterol binding.